Molecule: messenger RNA, 12482 nt
Organism: Dreissena polymorpha
Lineage: Eukaryota; Metazoa; Mollusca; Bivalvia; Myida; Dreissenidae
Product: teneurin-m-like
Exons: 33
Coding region: 1509-10043 (2844 amino acids)
Biological process (GO): motor neuron axon guidance
Source: RefSeq, a predicted model, not a curated record
AAGCCGCCAUUUAUAGUAGAAAAUUGUAUCCAAUCGAUUCCAAUGCAUCAGUAAAUUUCAAAAGUAUCUCACAUGUACCAAAAGUGGACCUUGGCGGUGCACCAACAGUAACAAAAUCAAUGUUGUAGACCAGACAUACAGUAACCAACAAACUGAAGUUACUUACCCUUUCCACAAAGGUGUUUGUAGGCCUUUGGACUUCCAGCCUGGAUCCAGAUAAAUUCAAGGAAAUGAGCUUGGAAGAACAAAAAUACAGGCUUCCUUUCAACAACGUUGUCGUAUACAAAGUGGACAGCAUGAAACGCUUCUAUGGUUCAUACCCUGCCAAAGUCAUGUGAUCCACCAGACAAUAUGGGUUACCCUGGACCAAUGCUACAAACGGAAAGGGCUUUCCUGACGAAAAUAGAGGCACCGCCUCUCUCAAUAAUUGAGUGAAAUGAGACAUCAGCAGCAGUGAUUAGCUGAAAGCCGAUAGUUGGAUUUAGUCUCACUACUGGAGGGCGUCCCAUUGUGAAAAUAUGUGAAAAUAUUUGCAUGUUGUGUGAAUGAUGUUUACCUGUGUUCAAAACGGUAAAGACACCCUGAUCCGAGGCGUGUUACUGAAUCCAUAAAGAAUAAUCUACUCGCACGACUUCGAUACUGAAUUUGAUAGGAUGAAUUUAUAAUGAUUUAAUUUAACUGGAUGGUUAGAUAGAGAGCAGUAAUGUUAAAGGACUGAGGUAGCAUGUAGCGCAAUUAUUCUGGAUGACAAAAUUAUAUGUUAGUGAAAAGUUGAAUUAGGUUUUGGGUAAUUGAGUUCGGUGGAUAAUAUUAGUCAGACGCUGUGAUUUAAUGCAUGGUUUCAACAGUCAAGAUUAUAAGAUAGUAGUGUAACUGAAUCAUUUAGUGAUUUAAAUAAGUUUUCUGAUAGAUUGAGCCCCUGCAUACAAGGAUUACCCAUUUUUGUGGUUGAGAUAUACUGUUAUCUAGCUGAAAGUGUGGGUACUUUUAACUUGUAAGCUGAGUGGAUUGUAUAGGACGUUAUUUUUCAUAUUGAAUUAUCAAUGUGUUUGCUUUCAUUUCAUUAUUGUGAUACACUGUUUUUGUUAUAGAUACUUUGCUACUGAUUUAAGGAGUGAAAAUUGUGAUUUUUUUAAGUUCUUACAAAAAGAGUUAAUUAAAAUACUGUGAGUUGAAAGUUUAACAUAUUAUACAGAAAAAAGCUGCAGAUUGUUUUUUCAAAGAUAUUAUUGCAACAAGGACCACAUCUCAAGAGUGCUGGAAUUCUGAUGACCUCUGUUGCUGUUCACGUUUGAUAACAACAUAAUAAUUAUGAACAAAUCAGAAGAUUUCACGCUGGCAGUUUCCUAAAGAGAUCAAUCUCAAGACCAUCUGAAUCCUGAUCUCCACAAGUGUGACAGACAGAACCAUUUCAGAGGUAGAAAUGUCACACCACUAAAGAAAAUCAUAACAUAUUUAAGAAUAAAUCCUGCACAUUACUAUGACAACAUAAAGUGAAACAGAAGUUGAUGAAAGUGGCCUCCCUUGUCACCAUGGAGAUGAACUCACUGAGCACAACAUCAAACUUCAAACCACCCGGGAAACCCCAGCCAUCGGCACGAAGUUUAUCUGGACGCAACAAGCGAGGCAGCAAGACAUACAGUUCGUCGGAGGAUGACCUGCAUUCAGACGAGAACCUUCGUCCCUACGAGACAGUCAAAUCAGCUCAUCACGAUAAAAAGCUGAAUGGAUUAGGGAUCCCAGCCACCGGCAACGAGUACAUGAGUACCCCCGUGACCCCUUUGAUGGAGAAACAUGCCAACCCUAAUGUGUCCAGAAACGGCAAAGGUCGCACACCUUCCACCGCCUCAACUACAUCCAAAGGUCGUCUCUAUAGUUAUGUAAGUGGGUCAGACGGCGACGAUGAUGAACACGACACUUCAUCCUCAAGCAACAGACGACACAAACGUCAUUGGAAAAAGGGACCAGGGUCACACAGCACUAAUUCCUCGUCUAACGAGAUGGACCUGUAUCGUAUGAGGAAUGACCAGGUCUCCAACCUGUCUCUGUCGGAAGACUCGGAUGAAGCAGCAACCGCAAGUCCUGCUCGGUACCCACAGACAGGUUCGAUGCCCAACCCUCCCCCCUCAGCGCCACCACCCCCACCCCCACCCAUAGAGGACAUUCCACAGCGCGGCACGCCCACACACCAAUCAAAACCCACCCCGCAACAACAACAACAAUUGUGCAGACAGCACCAGGCUAUGUUGCAACGACAUCACCAGUUUGGGCCAAAGAUGCGGGGAAAUUUUUCAGACGUUGAACAAUUGCGUCGACAACAUAUGCACGAACAUGAUAACAUUCGUGGGCAACAUUCUGAAACGUGUUUUUCAUGUAGUCAUGGUGCAAAUCAUUAUUCUGAAGGGGACACAAGUGAAUAUGAACGCCAUAUAUUUGUGCAAACUCCCAAUGGAAAUAUUUUAAUUCCUGAAUCACGAGUUUUGGGGCCAGAUGGGGUGCCAAGGCACUUUCCAGUCAAUGUUCCACGGUCAGGGUCCAUACCCCUGAUGCGUGCAUGUGACCCUGCUGGUGGCGUGGUGCGGCCCCUAGAGCCUGCCACCAUGCCGAGACAUUUCGCGAUUGAGAACCCGCCUGUGACCUUCACCCUGAAUGAUCGAGUGCCAAACUGUAGCAACCAGAAUCACGAGUACCAGGAGGCGUGGGAUACACAAAACUUUGUGUUCCCACAUCAGAUUGGGACCUCCAGUCCGAGUGUCCCGUUCUAUCCCGCAGGCCAAACCACGCAAGACUUCGGGUAUUAUGACAAGUUUAAGAACUCUAAACAUGAAUGGAAGACGCGUUUACAACAGCGCUGUUCCUGGAAGUGUUUCGCAAUCAUUCUUCUAGUCCUCAUGCUUGUUUCCCUGGGAUUUGUUGCAUAUUUAUUAAAAACGAGAUUAGUCGACGAUGUACUUGAAGUUACAGAUGUUAAACCAACCAGUAAGACAGCAGACUAUGGAAGCACAUUUUCCCCACCCACUUCCUUCGCUGUUGUACAGUAUCAAAUUGGUGACCAAUCAGAACUAACGAUCGCACCUGGCUCUUUCUGGCAAUCAAAAUUCAACCAAGCGGAACCAAAGUUUGUCAAGUUCAACGUCACGUUGCCUAGCAGUGGUGUCCUUGGAGUGUAUGGUCGUCGGGGUCUUCCGCCAACCAUAGCGCAGUUUGACUUCUUUGAGGUCAUAGAUGGUCGCACAUUGACAACAAGAACAAAACGACAGGCAAAGGAUACCCUUGACACGGCCAUUACAAAGUACCUGGAGACUGGUGUGUGGUUUGUGGCACUGUACAACGACAUGGACCAACCCCAGAAGGUUGUCUUUAAGGCGGAAUUCUACAAGCGUGAGACUGGUUGCCCGGGUGACUGCAAUGGUCGUGGAGACUGUAGGGACGGACAGUGCGUGUGUUACCGUGGAUUCACAGGCUGGGACUGCAUGCAGAGCUCAUGUCCAACACUUUGCAACGGCAAUGGUAAUUACAUCCGAGGCCAGUGUCAAUGUCAUGAAGGGUGGAAAGGUCAGGAUUGUGACAUCCGCACAAGCGAGUGUGAGGUGCCAAACUGCAACGGGAACGGAAUGUGUAUCGACGGCCAGUGUGUCUGCCAUCAGGGUUACAAGGGAUUGGACUGCGGGGAAGUUGACUGCCUUCUACCUAACUGCUCUGGUAAUGGGGUCUGUUCCCUGGGCCAUUGCGUCUGCUUUAAGGGCUAUCGGGGAACAGACUGCAGCGUGCCCGAUAAGAUAAAUAUCACUCACCUCUGUGCAAAAGACUGUUCCGGGCACGGGUUAUACAGCAUGGCGUUGGGGAAAUGUGAAUGUGAACAACUGUUCACUGGGUCUGAUUGUGAAACAGAGAUAUGUCGGCUGACCUGUUUCCAUGGCUUGUGUCGGAGCCAGAAGUGCCAGUGUGACGAGGGGUGGACAGGGGCGCUUUGCGAUCAGUUGAGGUGUGACCAUCGCUGUGAUGGCAUACGCGGAUUCUGUAACAAUGGAACCUGCGAUUGCAGAAAAGGCUGGAACGGAAAACACUGUAGCCUGGAGGGGUGUCCAAGUGAUUGUAACAACAAUGGUGUAUGCGUGAUUUCUGACAAGGGGUGGCUGUGCCGAUGUAAAGACGGAUGGAAGGGGGAGGCAUGUGACAAAAAUAUGGAGACUUCUUGUAAAGAUCAUGUGGACAAUGACGGAGACGGCCUGCGGGACUGCCUGGACCCGGACUGCUGCUUGAGCCCGGAGUGUGAGAAGUCCUUGUACUGCCUCUCCUCCCCGGACCCGGUCGACAUCCUGCUGAGGAAGCAGCCACCCUCCACCACUGCAGCAUUCUAUGAGAAGAUGAAAUUUCUCGUUGAGGAGAACAGUGUGCAGAUGGAGACCUCCAAGAAUGCCUUCAAUGAAAGCCAAGCGUCCGUGAUCCGAGGUCGCGUGCAAUCUGUGGACGGUACCCCACUGAUAGGUGUGAGGGUGGACAUUGACAAGCAGCCUCUGUACGGGUACACACGCUCCAGAACCAGGGGCAUGUUUGACAUCCUGGUCAAUGGUGGAGGGUCAGUCACACUGAAGUUUUCCCGCCAGCCUUUCAUCACACAGACAGUCAGUGUCCUGGUGCCCUGGAACCAGAUUAUCACCAUGGAGACGGUUGUCCUGGGAUUGAGUGAUACUGACCUUCGACCUCCCAACCCUGACCUUUGCUCCAUGGCUCAUGAGCACAGCCUUCUGAAGCCAGUGGUGCUGUCGACAUGGCAACACACGCAGUUGGGUUCGUGUCCUGAACAGAGCACCAUUAUUCCAGAAUCACAGGUGUUGCAAGAGAGUAUAGGCAUCCCUGGCACCAGCGUUAACCUGGUGUAUCACAGCAGUGAGACAGCCGGGUACCGGUCUGUGAUCCUCAUACAGAUGACCCCACGCAACAUGCCCCCCGCCCUUGCCACCGUGCACCUGCGCGUAUCAGUCGAAGGCAUCCUGUUUGAGAAGACAUUCGAGGCGGAUCCUGAGUUGAAGUUUUCGUACGCCUGGGACCGACGCAAUGCCUACCAGCAGAAGGUGUAUGGCAUUGUGCCUGUCAGAGUGUUGGUGGGCUACCAGUACAGCGGGUGUGGAUACAUCUACUGGGAGUCACACAGCACCACGAUGAGUGGCUUUGACCUCACCUCCUCCGAGAUUGGACACUGGAACCUUGACCUUCAUCACACAUACAACUUUCAGGAAGGCAUACUGCACAAGGGGGAUGGCACCAACGUCUACCUGCGAGAGAAACCCAAGAAGCUGGUGGGUAUCCUUGGCAACGGGCAGCGUCGCCGUGCCGACUGCGAUGGAUGUAACGGCCCCGCCCGUGACAACCGUCUGCUGGCCCCAGUGUCUCUGGCUAGCAGCCGGGAGGGCAGUCUCUAUGUCUGGGAUUACAACUUCAUACGCAAGCUGUCCCCAAACAGAGACGAGAUUGCCAGUAUUUUGCAGAUCGGUACGUAUACUUCCCACAAGCCCUACAUGACUGUGAGCCCAGUGGACAGCAGACUGUACAUCGCAGACUACAUGAACAGGCGCAUUAUCAAGGUGAAAACCAUGGGACCAGUCCGUAAUCUUGAGGAGAACUUUGAGGUUGUUGCAGGGACUGGUGAUGAGUGUACGCCCGGGGAGCGAGACCUAUGUGGGGACGGCAAGCUGGCUCUCACGGCAAGGUUCCUGCAUCCUAAAGGUAUUGCCAUAAGCAAGGACGGGGUGAUCUAUGUAGCAGAUGGUGCCAACAUUCGCAGGAUCAGUGCAGACGGCAUCAUCACCACGGUGAUUGGUUCCCAGGACCAGCUGAAGACGUGGAAACCCAUGUCAUGUGACACCAGCAUGGCAGCUAAUGAGGUUCGUUUACACUGGCCGUCUGCCCUUGCCAUAGACCCGCUUGAUGACACACUGCACAUCCUCGACGACAAUAUCGUGCUGAGGCUCACGAAGGACAACCGUGUGGUCACAGUGGCAGGUCGCCCGAUCACAUGUCCCAUGAUCGAUGUGAACUUCUUGCCGACUGGCAUCCUGGCAGACGACGAGCAGGCGUCCAGUAUUGCCAACCACGUGAAACUCGUCAAACCGGAGAGCAUCGCCUUUGGACCGCAUGGAGACUUGUUCAUUGUUGAAAGCGACACACAUCACAUUAACAGGGUGCGUGUUGUGACGACUGAUGGGAGGAUUCACCACUUUGCUGGAGCCAAGUCAAAAUGCGACUGCCAGAAUGAGAACUGUCACUGCUUCGAUCCCAAAGAAACGUCAGCUGCGCAGGCUCUCUUCAAACAAUUGACUGCCAUCACAGUCACUCCCGAUGGCAUCGUCCAUUUCGCAGACUCCGGCAACCUUCGAGUGUUCUCCAUUAUUUCCGAGCUACCGGUGCUUAACUGGCUGGGACAGUACGAGGUUGUAUCCACGGAAACCAAGGAACUCUACAUAUUUAACAGAUACGGACAACAGAUCCACACGGUUAACCUGAUGACUGACCAGUACAUGUACAACUUCACUUACAACAUCAACUCAUUCCACGGAAAACUCGUAGCUGUUACAGACAAUUCUGGCAAAAGCAUUCAGAUCGAGCGAGACUACGACCGACAAGCCAAAGAAAUUCUCUCUCCCACUGGGCAGAAGAGCCAGCUCCAAUUGGACAACAUGCAGCGCCUUCACAAGUUCUUGUCGCCCAAUAAUUCUACGCUGACCUUCACCUACGACCAGAUCAACGGCCUCUUGAAGAGUAAGCAAGCGUCUGACGGGAAGACGUACCUGUACACGUACGACACGAUGGGCCGUCUGCUUAGCGCCAUCCAGCCAACAGGGGAGGUGACUCAUCUGCACACUGAUGUGAACGCAACAGGUUCUAUCGUACACGUGACCACAGAUAACAGUAACACUGUAGCCAUGGCUACCUAUGGCAGUGUACAGUCAGCUCUGCAUGGCGCUGCAGAGACCAAAGUGACCUACUUGCCAGACGGGGCAGUGGUCGUCGUGUUUCCCAGCAAUCUGACUAUCGCUCUUGAGUCCGGGGGAAACCCAAUACUCGAGAACCAACACAGAAUGCACUUCAAACGCAAGCUCAUUGCACCAAACAAACUUGUCCAUCGUCUUGAGUGGCGUUUCUAUCUGAGACGUAAAGGUCGCCCAAAGGAGACGGUUGUGAAACUGGGUCGCAGGAUGCGGGUAGGGGAGGUGUUUACGAGGCAUGAUAGCAUGCUUGACUCGCAUGAGGCCGGGGGAUACAAGGAGAAGGCACUCUUGGUGAACGGUGACAACCUGCUCACGAUUGAAUAUGACCGAGACACGCACACAGAGACGAUUCUCGACAAAGAGCUGCACGAGAUCAUCACACUUGCGUUCGACAGCUCGGGUCUCCCCACCCACUUCCUGCCCACAAAGAACCACCACUCUCUCAAUGUGACGUACAACACCGCAGGGGAGAUAAUCAACUGGAAAUAUGGAGAUUUUGAAGAACAGAGGAUCUUUGAGAAUGGAGUCCUCAAGGAAAGGAAGGGCAACAACGGGGCUCAGUAUCGCUAUAAUUAUCGAUAUGGAAAAAAGCCAACAGACAUUCACCUGCCCAGUGGUCUACAGUACCUUCUCCAGUACGAUGGCGAGGGCAGCCUGCAGAUGGUACGGACCCCGGGCCUCGGGAGACACUCGUUCACCCGUGUCAUCCUCACUGGCUUCCAGCGCUUCUUCUACCAGGUGCCCGCGCUCGAUCUACCCUACAUUGAAGAUUACAACGGUAGCGGGAAACUUACACAGAUCAUCUACCCCAGUGAAUACCGCAAGGUCGUCUAUCGUUAUAACCACUUCUCCCAGCCAACGUUGAUUCUGUUCGGUGAUACGGAAAUUAAUCUUGAGUACUAUCCAACAGUUUCCAUGUUAGCCAGUGCAGAGGUGCACGGUCGAGGAUAUCGUUUGUUGGAAUUCUUUACUUAUGACUCUUCAUUGGUUGAUUCAUACAGAGUGACUUUUCCAGAGGAUUAUCGACUGUCAGACGCACGAUUUACCUACACGUAUGACAGAAAUUUCAGACUUGUCUCUAUUAAUAGUGUUUUCUCCAAAAACUUGACCACGAGUAUGAACUACUCUUUUGAUGACACAAAUGGUUUCAUGCAAGGGAUCAAACAGCUGAAAAUUCAGUGGCCUUUGGUUGAUAGAGUGAAGAUUCUUGACGAACAUGUGGUCAUAAGCCUAGAUAAGGAUUUGUAUGGGAGACCAAAGAGCACAGAGUUUGUGUUCCGGGACAAUGUGAGGUACAAGUUGGACAUCACUUAUGACGAGAUGAACCGCUUGAGCAGCUGGACUCGUGUGAUUGGUCAGACAGACUCGAGCCAGUUUGCGUACAGGUACGACAUAGACGGGAAUCUCAUAGAAGUCAUGCAGGAUGGCGCUUCCAAGUGGAAAUACGGAUAUGACAACAACGGAAACAUUAACAAAGUUCAAAAGCCCGACAUCAACAUGGAAAUGGAAUAUGACGUAGGCGAUAAGAUAAAAUCAUUUGGUAAAAUGCGAUACAAAUUUGACAAGGAUGGCUUCAUGAUCCAGCGCCAUGAUGAGGACCUCAUGUUCAACUCCUACGGACAAUUGGUUUCCGUGACCAACUCGGGCCUGUUCAAGUACACUUACCAGUACGACCACAAGAGCAGACUGGUCGUGGAGAGUGAUCGUCUGGGUAACAUCAUGCAGUAUUUCUACGCGGACAUGCUCAACCCUGACCUUCUGACCCACACCUUUAACCAUAGCAACGACGAGCUCACCCAGUAUUUCUAUGAUUCAAAGGGAAAAAUCAUCGCAUUUGAACGUCAAGACCAGCUUCUGUAUGUUGCCUCAGAUCCCAUGGGAAGUCCAGUGGUGAUUUUUGAUAAGGAUGGUUUGAUCAAGAAAAAAGUUUCCUAUGAUCCGCUUGGCCAAAUCAUCGAUGACUCAAAUCCACAAUUUCAGUUCAGCCUUGGGUUUCAGGGCUCGAUCUACAAUCCUGUAACUAAGCUGGUUAUUUCUGGUCGCAGGGUGUAUGAUGCUGUCAUUGGUCACUACAUUAACCCCGACUAUGGAAGUAUGCUGCGGAAUCUACAACGUCUUGCUGAAGAUCCAAUCAUGAUGAACAACUACCUGCAUCGACACAUUGUGAACACGCACAUGGUGGGCAGAAAGUUUCCAACACUUGAUGUAACAGAAUGGCUGAAGCUUCUUGGAUUUGAUCUCGACAGCUUGGCACCAAAUGUCGGUUACGACGGCACUCUACGUCCAAAAUCACCACAUUCAAACCAUAACCUUCUUCCAACAUCGUCUGCUUUUGAAUGUACAUUCCACAGGGACAUGUUAAACAUGCUCUCCAUUUCAUCAGUUCCGCAGUCACGAGUGUCUCCCAUUCAGCGAUACGACCCAAUUCUUCCGGCUCCAAGACGGGUCAUGUACGAUGACCUUAUUCUGAGUACAGUGAAUAACGAGAUCUCUGUGUCAUACUUAGACGAUACGCCAUCGUGGGCUAAAAAGUUCAGCACUUUCUUGAACCAGUCAGAAAUGCUGGAUUUACGCUACACCAUUCAAGGUCGCAGUAUCAUGUAUUUUGUGAAGCCGGACGCCUCAUUGGUGAAUGAAGAACUUGCUUUGUUAGGAAUCCACGGUAGCACAGCAAUAUACGAGCGUGGUAUUAAUGUGACUGUGAACAGGUUAUCCCAUCCUGAGGGGUAUCGCAUACACUCGUAUACUGAGACUGACGUUCGAUUCCAUGGCAACUAUUCUGUGAUCAAUGUCCGUUAUGGAAGCAGUUAUGACCAUGAGAGACAGCGUGUGAUACGCCAUGCAAACGAGCGGGCUGUACGACACGCCUGGGACAGGGAGAAAUGGCUCAUACAGAACCUGUUAUCUACCUACCAUAGCUGGACUGAGAAGGAAAAGCAGGACAUUUUGAUGGUCGGCUACCUGGAAGGUUUUGACGUUCAGUAUGAGCGUAAUCCAUUGAAAUAUCCAGAGAUAGCAGACGACUGUAACAAUAUCAGAUUUGUGAAACGAUGAAGAUUGAAGGAAGACUAGUUAUGUUCCUAUGAUUGUGAUAUCAUAAUUAUAUGUGCUGAAACAGUUUGUGUGAAGUGUGUUUAAUACACACCUGUAAGGGAGGUGAGUGCUAUAAGCAGUGUUCCAGCCUCCAUUUUGCAGAUACCUUAUCAUGUUGGGGCCAACAUGUGCUGGUUUUAAACUUUCCCAAAUAAUCGCAUGGCAAUUCAGUGUGUCUCUAAACUGACAUGACUUUCUGAUUACAGAAAGAUACUGAAGUUAAAUCAAAAUAAACUUAGGCUGCUGUAUUGAAUUUGAGAUGAUCAAAUUAUGACAGUUGUUUAUGUUGUGUUAUGGUGAAACUUGUUAAGUAUGACUUGAAGAAUGUUGUUAUGUAUUUUUAUGUUAUGUACCAAAGACUGUAAAGACUGGUUUAUAUGUGCAUGUAUGUGUUAUUCAUGACCAAUAGGUGUGCCAUUAUUGUUAUGGGUAAUGAUGUUUUGUCUAAAAAUGUUGCUAAAAUAUCAGACUACGAGGGUAUGUAAGAUUUUAUGCAGUGUUUGUCAAGCAUGCUGUCCCAAGGUCAAGGUCUUAAGGUUGCUUUGAUUUAUGUGUUCAUGAAGAAGGGAAAUUUAAACAAUAGCAAACUAUUAACAUAUUAAAUUCUUGUUACUUAUUAAAAAUACGCACAAACAUUGGUAUAAACCUUAGAAUUUAUCUCAAAACAGCAGCAUAGACAUAUGCAUUAAAAAAAAAAUUAAAACAUAAAAGUGUUACAAAAAAACAUUUACAUUUUUAUAUUAAUUUAAAAGAAACAUUAUUUAUCACUUUAUUCCAUUUUUUACUGGUGAUAACAUUUUCUAACAUUUUACAGAAGUGUAAAGAAUGGUUAAAAAAAGUCAGCUGCAGUAUUUUUUUCGUUACUUGAUACAAUUGUACCGGUAUUCUAUCAAAAUGAGGUCAAAUACUGGCUGCUCAUUGUGGUUACACUGUGCUAAAUGAUUUAUUGUCAUACAUUCUAGUCAUUAUUUAUCAUGGAGUGGAGUAACAACGUUAUUUCAGUUGAAUAUGAGCCAUGUUGUUCCAAAAUCGGCCGUAGAAACAUCCGAACAGUGUUACGCGAGACAUAUCUCUACUUCCGAGUAUAAAGGUGUCAUAAUGCGCAGUCUGGUAUGUAGCCAGGCAGGCUGCUUAUGGAUUUAAACCGAUUUUUGCACGACUUGGCUCAUGGCAUUCAUGCGGUCACUCAUCAAUUGCUGUAAAUAGAUGUUUGUUGUCUGGAAUAAUAUAGGACAAAAUGUAAAAUAGUUUGUGUGUAUAUAUUGCUAUGUUUGUAAUGACACAACUGUGAUUUAUUUUUGUUCUUUUCAAAUAUUUAGUCGUAGACAUUUUACCCAGAGAUGCGAGAAUCAUCACAAAGUUUAUUGGUAUUUGACAUGCUCUUGUAAGUAUUUCUCAAUAGAGAAGCUGACAUGCAAGUUCUCUAUUCAUAUCAGUGGUUUUUAAGAAAUCAGUGGUUUUGAUUAUUAUGUGUGCAAUAUCUAUUGCAUUUAUUAUGUGUAUCACGUUUAACAUGAAAUGUUGUUUCAUGAUUGUGUAUCACAUGGUUUUAUUCCGAGUAUCAUAUUAUUUAAGUUUCCUAUGCAAAUGCUAACAAGGAAAACAAAAUACAGUUACAUGUAUUACAUAAUUCAUCAUAAAAAUGUUGAGGUUGCCAAAUCACUUAGGUGUCUUUUCCAACAAUAACUCAUGACUAAAACAGCUUUGAAAUUGGAAAACAAAUAUUUAUAUCUGCUAUUUUGUUUAAACAAUAUUUAUAUGUUAUUGUUUGUUUUGUAACUGACAAAUUUAUUUUAAGGCUCAGACUUUAAUGUUGUUUUUAAACUGAAUUUUAAUACCAUAUUUUACUUUAGCAAAAAAAUCAUUUUAUGCAAGUAUCAACUAUCAUUUUAUUGUUUUAAUUUACUCACAUUUUGAUGAUUUGGUUCCAAUCUUUCCCUUUAUACUUUAUGAACUAUUUCAAAAAUUGUUCUCAUGGAAACCCCAAUUGUUAUUGAAAUAAUUGUUAUUGAAAUACACAGAGGUUAAUUUUGAUUCAGUGUUUGUGUUGGGCAUUGACAUGAAACAAACCAGAUAUACACAAACUUUCAAAUAAACAGUUACAUUGCUUAAUUUGGUUAAACAAAUAAUACCAAACAGUUUACUUAUAAUUUUUAUUCAUUUAACAUGAUCACGUCUUUCGUAAAAUAUUUCCAUAAAAUUUAACUGGUAUAUUUUAAGUAAUUUUCAGUUUUAUUCAUAUAGUAGUUUUAAGUCAUUCUUUAAACAUUAUCAUUGCCAUCAUGUACAUGUUAAGUGUAAGGUGUAUACCAUGAUGCAUAUAGAUGUUUUAUUAUCAGUCGAUAUCUACAUUUUGUAUUUUAUGAAAACUAAUAAAAUACAUUACUUACAAGCCAAUAA